Lacerta agilis (Sand lizard) is the source of this 332-nucleotide messenger RNA. RefSeq names its product GON7 subunit of KEOPS complex (gene GON7). The transcript is spliced from 2 exons. The record is from RefSeq and is a predicted model, not a curated record. NCBI's taxonomy places the organism in Eukaryota, Metazoa, Chordata, Lepidosauria, Squamata, Lacertidae. The coding region runs from base 12 to 323 and encodes 103 amino acids. Gene Ontology annotation, cellular component: EKC/KEOPS complex.
GAAGCGGAGCGAUGGAGUUGCGGGCGGAAUUGACGGGCCGCGACGGGUUGAAACGGCCGCUGCGGGUUCGCUGCGAGCCGCCGGGAGAGCUGCGGGGCCUGCUCAGCGGCCUAGCUCAGCUGCGGGAACAGGUCUCCGCGCUGCUUGGCCCGCUGGUACAGCAGGAGAGCGGCGCCGGCGACCAAGUCAGGCCUGGAGGUGGUGGUGGUGAUGAUGAUGAACAGGAUGAUGAUGAUGAACAGGAUGAUGAUGAAGAAAAUCAUGUCAGUGCCAAAGCAUGUGCUGAUGGACCACCAUUAAAACGGAUAAAAACACGGUCCUGAUGAAAACUA